AUGGGUUGUUCAGGAAGAGUUAAGGCGGAUGACAUCCGACCUGAGCAGAAAUGGGAUUUCAUCAGUCUCAAUGACUUCCAUUCAGGUUCUUGUCUUGAAUUCUUCGCAUACGGAUAUCUUUGGAUCUCUCUUGUUAUUUCAGUAGCUGUCUAUGCUGUUGAUACUUUCACCGCAGUCAAUCUCCUAGCUUUCGACAAGUGGUCAGGAACGUUCGAACCACCGGUCGACUUUGAUGUCCAAAAAUGGAUUUUCGCUGGGUGUAUUAUUGCUUCUUGGGUCAAUGUUGGUUUCGAACACCUCCGAGCCAUGCGGGUUAUGAAACGUGGUGCGGUUGCUGAGAGUUACUUGGACUCAUUGGCUAUCAGACUGCAGAGUAUCCGCGUCGGCAAAGGACGAGGUUGGAGACGUUUCUUGGUCUUCUCUGAACUGACCAAGUCAAAAAAGGGUGCUGAAUACGUUGCACUAUUUACAUAUUUCAGUUUCCAAUCUUGGAUUCGAAUCAUUCUUUGUCAAGGACCUCGCCAAGUUCUCAACUCCCUCACUCUUUGGUCAGUCGUCAAGGCGAACAUCGACGGAGAUGCUCAGAACGCUGGCUCGGCCAUUCUCACGUUCUUUAAGAACCUAGGAAAGCUUGCAGAAGAGAACAACCAACAAGCUGUCGUUCUCUCGGGUAUGGCUUUUACUCUGGUCAUUUGGGUAGUUGGAGCAUUGUCCCUCCUUCUCUCUGCCCUCUUCUACGUUCUUUUCCUCUGGCACUACAUCCCAAACGCAGAUGGAGGACUUUCAGGCUACUGUGAGCGUAAGAUUAACCGUCGGUUGGCAGCCAUUGUCAGCGUCAAAGUCAACAAAGCUCUGGAAGAGGAAGAACGAAAGCGAGUCAAAGCAGACGCGAAGGCAGCCAAGAAGGGAGAGAAGCCAUUAGGUCGACAAGCAACUCUGCCGACCAUGUUUGAUCAGAAGACAGGCGACAAUCUUCCUCCAAUGCCGAUGAUGAAUCGCAACGAUACCAUGACAACUCUACCAGUCUACUCGAGCAGACCUGGAACUCCGAGUGGCCAGCCUCCACUCCCAGGCCUGGAGCUUGAUCUUUUAGACCAGAAACGUCCCGGCGGACCAUCUCGAAAUGUUACUGGAUCAUCAUUUGCCUCGAAUGCACCUCUUAUGGGAAAUGCUUCUGACAUGGGAUUCGCUCGUUCGGGCUCUCCGGCACCUUCGCUUCCACCUCUAGACACCAAUGGUUACCCAGCUCCUCCACAACGUACCAUGACAGCAAAUUCAACCAACAGUAGCAAUUGGAGUCGUGGUCCGCAACCACCUAGGAUGCCAAGUGCCAUGGGAGACCGAGGUUAUACCGCGAGCCCAGUCUCUUAUGACACUGGGUCUCCAAUGACUGGCCCUUCCAUGGAUCAGUAUGGCCGCCCAUUACCUCGAGCAGUUGGUGAAUUGAGAUCAAACACACCGGCUGGACCUGCGCCAAGCAUGGGCCGCCGAACACCAUUUGAUCAAGGUCACGGCUCCAAUCCCUCAAAAGGAUCGGUCGACAACUUUGGACGCAGUUCACCAGCUCCAACCUCAGCGGGCUACCAGCCAUACAACCCCAGUGUACGAAGUGCUUCUCCCGGUCCCGGAACGGCCAAUUUCCCUAGUAACGCACCCCAGUAUCGUAACAUGACGGAUCCUGGCCAGCGUGGACCUCAAGCUGAUUAUUUCGGCGGUGCGCCCCAGAUUCCGAGACCGGGCACGGGUCAGCAAGUUGGACCUCGUGGAGUUGGUGGAUCGGUCGGCCCUUCGAAUGGCAUCUCCAGGCUUGCGAGCCCCGCGCCAUAUAACCAAAGUCCUAACUUCAUGGGCCCUGGUGCACCAUCUUACAGACGAUAG
Cadophora gregata is the source of this 1878-nucleotide messenger RNA. RefSeq lists its product as uncharacterized. NCBI's taxonomy places the organism in Eukaryota, Fungi, Ascomycota, Leotiomycetes, Helotiales, Ploettnerulaceae. The transcript is spliced from 3 exons. The coding region runs from base 1 to 1878 and encodes 625 amino acids. The record is from RefSeq and is a predicted model, not a curated record. Gene Ontology annotation, biological process: potassium ion transmembrane transport. Gene Ontology annotation, cellular component: plasma membrane. Gene Ontology annotation, molecular function: potassium ion transmembrane transporter activity.